CGCUGCAGGCUUCGACAUGCAGCUUUCUAGGUUUGAUAGGUUGACCAAAGGAAUUUGGGGCUCACAACAUACAAGUUGGGGCUAUUGGUUUGGCAUGGGGUCCCAAUGCCGUGCUGUUUGGAUGCCUGCGGAUGCAUUCGAAACAAGCUGUCUUGCGGAGAGGAUCCACUAGAGUUUUUGAACCUUGAGUGUCGUGCAGGCAGUCAGAGCCAGACAGGAAGAAGUCAGUCGUGUCCAACUGCAUGACUGCCUCAAGAAACUUCUAAUGCCAAAAUGCAACUGAGACUCCUGAGACUUGGGCCUAAGGGAUCCUACGGAGCCUUUGAAGUCAUUCGCUUGAAGGCUUGGUGUAUUUGCUCCUGAUCUUGUUCUAGAGGGGUGACACGGGUGAGCUUCAGGAAGUGAAACCAAGUGGUUUCGCUUAGUGCGGCCGGUACCGAGAGGUGAGAGACGCCGAGGGAAUGUUAUCUCGUUCUGUCGGGGUCGACGGAAUUCAUCAGUCGGGCAAGGGCCACCGCACCUACAGCUAGACACCUCCCUGCUAACGACUCAAAACAACUGACGUAACUGACCUUGUUCCGAGCUGACAUUCUGAUUCUGAACGACAUAUGCCAUGUGAUGUAAGCAACUUGGCAGCCACUAAACCAAGUGCGCAUGUUCUAGCUCGCAUGGCUGCACUUGUGAGGACUUCCCCGUCUCACUGUCCGCGGUGGCACCAUGUCGAAGUUUUUCAGCGAUUUGAGGGUGUCGGCGAAAGCCUUUUGGGCUUGGUUCAUUCUCCACUGUAGUCGUACUGUCAGAAGUGUUUGCACAAGACACAGUGCGUUUCAAGUUCAAUGCCAUCUGGGAAUGUGUGAGUCUACCGAACCAAAAUGUACAUGGCCCCAUCCUCAGUGAGCUUCCCGCCAAUCUUGCAGCUCGCAUGGAAAACGGUUCAGGUUUCGCUGGAGAGACAAGCUUGCCACUUUCAAGAGUGACAUGCUGAGGCCAACGCUUAAGGUAAAGGGGUCUACUUGACCCAUCCAGGUGAGGCCAAUGCUCGAGCAACGGAGGUUUGAUCCAUACCUUAAGACUUGCAAGGACCAACCAGCAAAGCGUUAGUGCACUGAACCAACAUCAGCAACCUUCAGACGUGCGCUGCAGGCUUCGACAUGCAGCUUUCUAGGUUUGAUAGGUUGACCAAAGGAAUUUGGGGCUCACAACAUAUAAGUUGGGGCUAUUGGUUUGGCAUGGGGUCCCAAUGCCGUGCUGUUUGGAUGCCUGCGGAUGCAUUCAAAACAAGCUGUCUUGCGGAGAGGAUCCACUAGAGUUUUUGAACCUUGAGUGUCGUGCAGGCAGUCAGAGCCAGACAGGAAGAAGUCAGCCGUGUCCAACUGCAUGACUGCCUCAAGAAACUUCUAAUGCCAAAAUGCAACUGAGACUUCGGCCUAAGGAGCCUUUGAAGGCUGGUUGUAUCUACCAAUUAGAGUUAAUGUGAUGCUGUUGUCAUACUAGCUCCGCUUUCAGACUCUUGUUCCCUCUUGUCAAAUGAAAGUGUGGUCUCGUUGCUUUUUCCUCGCUUCGAUUCCGCUCUGUGGGCCAGUGUUUGACCUGUUGCAGUGCCCCCAGCGCUGAGGCAACUUCAAAGCUUAGUUCUGCGUUAGUAAAUGGUCGGUCUUGCCUAGAGUCAGAUUUCAUCCAGGCCAGGAGCUUCAGUAUGUCAAAAACGAAGCAAUGCUUGCCAUGCCUACGUGAGUCGGGUCACAGCUAUGCCCGGAAAUAUUCUCCGCACACCCAAUGCAAAGCUUUUUCAUCAGAUCUUCACUGAAGAGUUUAAGCGUGUUGUUGGCAUCUCUUCAGGCUCUCACACUACACAGACACAGCCUUGGAACUUUCGUGACCCGACGGCUUGAACAUGACGUGCCGCCGAAGAUGGCCAGCAUUGUCCUGGCACGUGGACGCUCCCAAUUGUGCACUGGGGUUGCCCAAUCUCAGUGAAUCCAACCGGACUCAGGCUAUCUGUGGAUGAACAAUAGUGAGGCUCGCUUCAGGCCUUACAGGUGAAGCUGAACAAGAAAAAACUGUAAAUCUAUGUUUGGAAUCCAGGAAGUUCUUCAAGAUUCAGGUGAAGUCUCUUUGGCAGGGAAGUCACGUCAAAGGAGCAGGGUGUUUCAUUGUUUUGCGUCCCUGGCGGCUCCAGUUCACCGCCUCAGAAGCAGACCUUGUGGUGGAUUCUGAAGUCUAGGAUUCCUAGGCAUCCUAGGAGUCUUAGGAGUCCUAGGAGCUUGGCAAGCGACUUGUCAUGGGGCCACACCAUCGUUUCCAUAUGCAGUGCAAGAUGAACGAUGGUGUCAAUUGGGGUCGAUUGGUGUCGAGUGGUGUCGAUGGUGCAUGUUUCUGAGGAAGGCAAUUGCUGCUACAAUACCUGCGAGAAUUUGGCAGCCCUAUAUUGUUUGUUCCUUGAGCUGGCAUUGAAGCCCCGGUGCUCUUGAGAUUUUUUUGAUAGAAGGCCGCCAACUGUCUUUGAACCUGCUCCACUUCUUGGCCUGGUUGACGUAUUUCAGCUGACAGCAAUCUUCGAAGAAAAGCACUGCGCACUGUUGGUGACCAGCCAAAUGAUGCCUUAUUUCUCGUAUGCCAGCAGCCUUGUUCUGAAACUUGUCUCUCAAAGCCAAAUCAGCUGCACGCCCCUUAGUGUUUGGAAGGGAACUGACUGCAAUGGGGUGCGCAAUGAUGUCACGCGCAGAGUUUUCCUUGAGAAUACAGCUUUCAAUCAUCGACAAACAGGAUUUGUUCCACUGCCUUGACAUUUGCCAGCCAUAAUGUGCAAAAGGCUACUGAAAGGCUAGUGAUGUUUGCUUAACGGUGGCACAGCAAAGCUACAGCUCACAGGGGCUUUGAGACUGAAAAGAAAGGAACCUUUCAGCGGAGGUUUUGUGAGUGAAAGCUCUUGCUCUUCGUCAUCCACUUUUCUCUUUCGGGCCCCGUCCCCUUGCCCUUGCACACCUUGUAUUUCCAAGACCCGCAAGAAAAGGUCAAGAUCUACAGUUCGAUUUUCUCAUAGUCGCUCACUGAAGGCAAGGAACCAUCUUUUCCCACGUAUUCUCAAGGAUGUUCGUUAAGGUGCCCUGGAGUUUCUCGCUUAGAACAAAGGACCUUUUAUGUCUCGAACAAAUCACAGUGUCGCAGGUUGCGGCUUCUGCGAAGAGUGACACCUUUGUGCGUUUCGAUGUGCCGCAGAGUCUCGAUGUGCUUCGAGCCGAGGACAUUGAGUUUUUUAGUUGGAUCCCUAGCGAAUUUUGCAGUGCAACUUUGUGAUGAUUUGGGACGCGUAUUGCGUGCUAUGGAAUGUACUUUUCUGGCUUUCGUCCAUGGUGGAACAAAAUGCCUUACCAAAUGCUUUGGAGGGCCAUUGGUAUCCAUACCGGCAAUUAUCUGGGAGAAAUAUGUUCAAGCAAGGUGCUUUGCCAGACACUUGGCUGGACAAGCCAACCCUACAGCAUGCCAUGAAGGAACUAUCAGAAGCUCAGCAGAGCGCAUGUACGAGCAGAUGUUGGAAAUGCGCAGCCUCCAGAUGGCCUUGGUGCAAACUAUUUAUUAUGCGAAUGAAUGACGUAGCUUCAGAGGAGAUGAAGAUGAAAUUCAUUCCAGCCAGGUCAAGUGGCGCAAAGUCCGGGCAGCUGCAACAUCUUGCUCACUGAUGCUCACUGAAAGCGUCCAACAAACUGGACUGCAGCCUGAUGACCGGGUGAGUUUCUGUUCCAUGAUUUGUUGGGCUGCUAUUUGAUCCUGACAUACUGACCGACCGCUGAUUCCAUUCAUUCCCAAAGCUGAUCACCUUCCAGUGCCCGAGCCCGCAGAAUCCUGUGUUUGCAAGAUUUCGCAGAAGUUGUUCGAAAGAAAUUCACAUUCUUGAGGCAAGCCACGGUCGGGGCAACUCUGGAUGCAAUGUCUGCGGCGCAUACUCAGGGUUCGGUGCUACCUGAAGUCCAACUUCCUCUUUUGUCUGGAUACAACCAACAGUGGCGGCGUGGCUGCGCCGAGCUACACCUGCGGAUGAGGACUUUUUGGAAACCAUGGAAGUAGCGAAGGACCUAGAAAGCUUGAAAGUUGCGGUUUGUACUGGAAGCAUCAAGAAAUAGACCAAUCCGAGUAGGCAGAACAGGAAGAGUUGGCACGUCAAGAUGAAGGUGCUUCGAAUGGAAAGCCAUGCGGUGAGAGCUACUGUACGAUGUACGUCGCCUCUAUCCAUCAACCCCUGCAGCCAUCUGCAGCACCCAGCCUCACACGGGCACAAGAACUUUGUGAUGAUCUGGGACGCGCGUGGCGGGCCGUGAAAUGCAGUUACCUCGCUCUAGGUCUAACGAGCCUGGUCUUGGAGGACCACUGGUCUCUGUGACUCUGUAAUUGAGUAGCAUGUGAGCCAGUUUGUACAGGUGGUUUGCCAUUGUUUUUUCAAGUCCUCCGCUCUGGGCCAGUGGGAUGAACUCCCUUUGUGCGUAUCAAACGGCUUGGAGCACAUGAAACUUGGGUGGCCUGAAGUGCAGGAAUGUCAUGAUGUUCGCUGCGAUUAACACUGCCGGGUGGCAUGAUGUGUCGCGUGCUUCACAAUGGCCAUGUCUCCGCAUGUCUCGCAGCAUAUUGUAUUUCAAAGCGACAAGGAGUUGAACUAGUUGGUUGCGAUGCAGCGUUGCUUUCAAUGCCAAGAUUCCCAAGACGCAGGAUUGCUUUGAUUGCUUUGAUUGCCUUGCCACGCAGCGCUUGUCAGCGAUUAUGCUUGACAGAUCGCUCGAGAUCGGUAUUCUAUUAACCUCUAGACCUCGUGGACCCCGUGGACCUUGUCGACCGUGUGGCGGACCUUGUGGAGCCUUUUAUGUUGAGGGAAGACGGGACCUAUGGGAUAUUGCCGCAUGAUAUUGGCGUCUUUGUGCUGCCGUAAGAAGCACCCCAGAGCCGAAGAAACUGAUGAGGAAAGCUGUGGGACGCAGAGCGGAGACAUCGUUUUUUACAUGUUUCUCUGUGUCGAAAUUUUGUCAACUUGACUUGUUCAUGCGUGCGCAGCAUGGAAAUGAUGUUGGAACUUGAUCUUUGGUUCAUCGCAGAAUCAGCAUGAUUUUAGUUUUGUGCGAAUAAUGUAGACCCC
Molecule: messenger RNA, 5122 nt
Organism: Cladocopium goreaui
Lineage: Eukaryota; Dinophyceae; Suessiales; Symbiodiniaceae
Source: the annotation of a GenBank genome assembly